GGCUGGCGCGGAGGGCAAGCGCGAGAAGGCCCAGGUGCCGGCGAGCCCCGCCGGGGAUGGCCAGCCGCUUUGCGCCCGGCCCGACCCGGAGGGCGGUCAGGUGCAAGGGGGCGGGGGCUCCUGUCGUCCGGCCGCGGGACCGGGGCGGGCCGGCCGGCGGGGCAUUUAAACCCCGCUGACGGCCGGCCUGGGACUCGCACCCGGCUUGCGCCCUCCUCCGUCGACUGAGCUUCGGGUACUGGCCGAGCAAGAUGCGGUCUUCCCUGGCUCCGGGUGUCUGGUUCCUCCGCGCCUUCUCCAGGGACAGCUGGUUCCGUGGUUUCAUCCUGCUGCUGACCUUCCUCAUUUAUACCUGUUACCACAUGUCCAGGAAGCCCAUCAGCGUCGUCAAGAGCCGCCUGCACCAGAACUGCUCGGAGCUGGAGCCCGUCAACCACACCCACAGCCCCAAUGACACCACGUGGUGCAGCUGGGCCCCAUUCGACCAGGACAACUACAAGGAGUUGCUGGGGGCUGUGGACAACGCCUUCCUUGUGGCCUAUGCCAUUGGCAUGUUUAUCAGUGGGAUUUUUGGGGAGCGGCUCCCCCUCCGUUAUUACCUGUCAACUGGAAUGCUGCUCAGUGGCCUUUUCACGUCACUCUUUGGCCUGGGAUAUUUCUGGAACAUCCACAUGCUCUGGUACUUUGUACUCAUCCAGAUCUGCAAUGGACUCGUCCAGACCACAGGCUGGCCCUCCGUGGUGACCUGCGUUGGCAACUGGUUCGGAAAGGGGAAGCGGGGGCUCAUCAUGGGCGUCUGGAAUUCCCACACAUCCGUGGGUAACAUCCUGGGCUCCCUGAUCGCCGGCAUCUGGGUGAACGACCAGUGGGGCCUGUCGUUUGUGGUCCCUGGCAUCAUCACUGGGGCUGUGGGUGUCCUCACCUUCCUCUUCCUCAUCGAAUAUCCAGAGGAUGUUGACUGCACCCCUCCUCAGCACCACGGUGGACCAGACGAGGACCAGGACAACCCUGAGGACCCCGGGAAUGGUCCCUAUUCUAACAGGGACAGCAGCCUGGAGGCUGCAACCAGCUCCAAGGAGUCCUGCGCUGAGCCUGCUGCCAUCAGCUUCCUGGGGGCGCUCAGGAUCCCGGGUGUGAUCGAGUUCUCUUUGUGCCUGCUUUUUGCCAAGCUGGUCAGCUACACCUUCCUCUACUGGCUGCCCCUCUACAUCUUCAAUGUGGCCCACUUCAGCGCCAAGGAGGCCGGGGACCUAUCCACGCUCUUCGAUGUCGGCGGCAUCAUAGGUGGCAUCAUGGCAGGGCUCAUCUCGGACUACACCAACGGCAGGGCCACCACUUGCUGCAUCAUGCUGAUCCUGGCUGCCCCCAUGAUGUUCCUGUACAACUACAUCGGCCAGAACGGGAUCAUCAGUUCCAUAGUGAUGCUGAUCAUCUGCGGGGCCCUGGUCAACGGCCCUUACUCACUCAUCACCACCGCCGUCUCCGCUGACCUGGGCACUCACCAGAGCCUGAAGGGCAACGCCAAGGCCCUCUCCACCGUCACGGCCAUCAUCGACGGCACCGGCUCCGUAGGUGCGGCUCUGGGACCUCUGCUGGCCGGGCUCAUAUCCCCCACGGGCUGGAACAAUGUCUUCUACAUGCUCAUCUCUGCCGAUGUGCUGGCCUGUUUGCUCCUCUGCCGGUUGGUGUACAAAGAGAUCCUGGCUUGGAAGGCAUCCCUGAGCAGAGGCAGAGGGUAUAAAGAAAUAUGAGGCCCCGAUUGGAAGCGAAGCAUGGAGGGUCCCAGCGGGGUCCCCAAAGUGAAAGACACUGGAAACUUCCAUGGUUGGGUUUGGCAAAACCUCUUCCUCCAACAUCAGCCCACUCAGCUCAGCUUAGCCCAACACAGCUGAACUCAGCUCACAGGGCUGCUAAGGGAAUGGGAGAUUCUGCACGGGACGGGGACUGCCAAGCAUGAGGAAAUGGGAGAUUCAAGGGCCUGAGCUUGCGCACUGUGAUGGGAGCACUACUGCGGUUCUGCCAGGACCGGGACGAGGGUGAGGCAAAGAGCGACCUCGGGCACAGAAUUCAGAGGAACACUCGCUCUCGGGCCUGUGCACCUGCCGACCCUUGCCUUACGCUGGUCCUAGCCCGGCUGUCACAGUGGACGAUGACAUCUGGGUCAGCGUGGUUGUGGGGCCAGGAUGAAAGGGCAGGACUGAAAAUACCAGUGUGUGCAGUAAGAACUCUGAGAACGAAAUGCUGAUGGUUACUGAGUGCCCACUGCAUGCCUGCUCUUCUCUGGGGCUGGAGCCGACAGUGGGCACAGGACCAUGGUGACCUAAACAAGCAGGUCAUGAAUGAGCCAGCAGGUGCGUUCCUGUGGCUGCUCUGUGUGCAGAUCAUUGCGUGGGGCCACCCGUAGCCCCUUCUCUACCCUGUGUUCUAACCUCCCACCCCUGUCUUGGGAGUCCUGCGUUGCUACAGGUGGCACUGGCCCUUGGCAUUGCCACCUGACCUCUACAGCUGCCCAUCAGCGCCAAUACAGAUUUCUUUUGCCAGUGGUGCCUGUGCUCAUCCUUGGUAGGGUGUGGCAGGGCAACAAAUGGAGUCUCUACACCACAAGCUUGUGCUGGGGCUGGUGACAAGUGGCAUUCCCAGAGCAUGUGAGGCUUGAUGGUGUAGGAGCCUGGAGUCCCAUACAAGAUAACAACCGCAGCCUUUACCGGGACACCGUGUGGGCUGGUGUUUCAGCUGGAACUGAAACUGGAACCACAACCCUAAAAAGGUCGUGUACACCCCAGUGAUAACA
Molecule: messenger RNA, 2791 nt
Organism: Lepus europaeus (European hare)
Lineage: Eukaryota; Metazoa; Chordata; Mammalia; Lagomorpha; Leporidae
Gene: SLC37A2
Product: solute carrier family 37 member 2
Exons: 18
Coding region: 252-1751 (499 amino acids)
Biological process (GO): phosphate ion transmembrane transport; glucose-6-phosphate transport
Cellular component (GO): endoplasmic reticulum membrane
Molecular function (GO): glucose 6-phosphate:phosphate antiporter activity
Source: RefSeq, a predicted model, not a curated record